This is a messenger RNA of Rhinichthys klamathensis goyatoka, 994 nucleotides long. It is a transcript of the gene dio3b, whose product is annotated as iodothyronine deiodinase 3b. Gene Ontology annotation, molecular function: thyroxine 5'-deiodinase activity. NCBI's taxonomy places the organism in Eukaryota, Metazoa, Chordata, Actinopteri, Cypriniformes, Leuciscidae. The transcript has a single exon. The record is from RefSeq and is a predicted model, not a curated record.
GAGUGUGUGUGUGAGAGAAAGAGAGGGAGAGAGAGAGAGCGAGCGAGAGAGAGAGCGUUGAACGACACGGCUGUAUCUGUACCUGUCCGGACGGGGAUGGAGAUGCUGCAUGGAUCCGCAGGUGUCCAAACGGCGAAGGCGUUGAAAAACGCGGCCGUGUGUCUGAUGCUUCUCCCGCGGUUCCUGCUCGCGGCACUGACGCUCUGGCUCCUGGAUUUCCUAUGCAUCCGAAGGAAGCUUUUAAUGAAGAUGCGGGAAAGCGACAUCGCGAGCCCUGACGACCCGCCGAUGUGCGUGUCCGACUCCAACAAGAUGUUCACGCUCGAGUCGCUGCGCGCCGUGUGGUACGGACAGAAGCUGGACUUCUUUAAAACGGCGCGUUUGGGCGGCGCGGCGCCCAACACAGAGGUGGUUCCGCUGGACAACACGCGUCUGAGAGGCACGCGGAGGAUUCUAGACUACGCCCGCGGGAGGAGACCUCUCAUAAUCAACUUCGGGAGCUGCUCCUGACCGCCGUUCAUGACGCGCCUGUCGGCGUUCCAACGCGUCGCACGGCAGUACGCGGACAUCGCAGACUCGCUGCUGGUGUACAUCGAGGAAGCGCAUCCGUCAGACGGCUGGGUGAGCUCCGACGCGCCGUAUCAGAUCCCGCGGCACCGCUGCCUGGAGGACCGGCUCCGCGCCGCGGAGCUCAUGAACCAGAAAGUACCGGAGAGCGCAAUAGUCGUGGACACCAUGGAGAACUCGUCCAACUCGGCGUACGGUGCGUAUUUCGAGCGCCUCUACAUAUUAAAGGACGAGAAGGUCGUGUAUCAAGGCGGGAGGGGUCCGGAGGGCUACCGAAUCUCGGAGCUCAGAGACUGGCUGGAGCGUUACCGGAACGAGCUGGAAGCGUCAGACGCGCCUGUGGUUGUGCACGUGUAAAAGACGCGCGCGGAUGGAUGUUUGGAUGUUUCCACUUCUCUCGUGUCCUUAUCAUAAAGUCAUAGAAACA